AUGAUUGCCUUUGCCAGAAUACCUAGAAUAAUAGGCGGUCAAAAUGCAGACAUAAGGGAUUAUCCUUAUUCUGUAUCAAUAAGAUUGGAAUUGGAUAGAUAUAAACAUAUCUGUGGGGGUGCAAUUAUUAGCCAUCAUCAUAUACUUACUGCAGCUCAGUGCGUUUAUGGUAUAAAUGCAGAGAGCAUCGUAAUUUAUAUUGGGAGGACUUCUGCACCAGAUUAUUCUGUGCGAUCAUAUACAAUUACUAAAAUUAAAAUACAUCCUGAAUUUAUUGGAAAAAUAAAGCCAAAUUCAAAGACACACAAUGAUAUCGCUGUCCUAACGACGCUUCAGUAUAUUAUAUUUAGUGGGAAUCAAAAUCAAAUUAAUCUUCCAACUGCAGACGUUGAGGUUGGGGCUAAUGCUGUUAUUACUAGUUGGGGUAUGACAUCUUAUCCUGAUGGUUACACCGCUACGACAUUACAAAAAGCUUCAAUGGUAAUUGUUCCUAAUUCUGAGUGUGCGAAUAAUCUUCCAUUUCCGGUAUAUAACGAAAAUCUCUGCGCUGUACAAGGUCCAGGAGUUGGCACAUGUUAUGUAAGCCUUGUUUAUUAUUAAAGUAUAUUUUUUAUUGCAUUAUUAGAUAAU
Messenger RNA from Ceratosolen solmsi marchali, 630 nucleotides. Its product is annotated as mite allergen Der f 6-like. Gene Ontology annotation, molecular function: serine-type endopeptidase activity. The coding region runs from base 1 to 600 and encodes 199 amino acids. The transcript is spliced from 3 exons. The record is from RefSeq and is a predicted model, not a curated record. NCBI's taxonomy places the organism in Eukaryota, Metazoa, Arthropoda, Insecta, Hymenoptera, Agaonidae. Gene Ontology annotation, biological process: proteolysis.